AUGGUCCUGAAGGGAUACAUGACCAGCUCAGUUUCAAUAACCCCUAAAUUACAAAAAAUCACAAAAAAUUAUGACGAGUCUGGGAAUGAUACUCAUAAUAACUGGGAUAUAGAAAAAGCUAAAGAUCGUCUUGCUAAAAUGGAGGAGGUAAUGGCAAUGAUUUCAACUGCCAGUAAAAACCGCCAGGAUAUUCGUGACAUUCUUCCACCAGAGUACCUCAGCCUGCUGGAAGAAGCAGAGAUUGAAUACCCUGGUGGCAAUCGAACGAGACAUCAGGUGAGCGAUGUUCCUGUUAUUGAAGAAGAAUCUGAGGAUGAUACAAGAACAUCAAGGCGUUAUCAGAGAAGUUGUCGUAGAGGAAGUGCAAGCCGUGGUGAAGCAGGUAGUUCUGUUGGUCGUAACGAGCGAUACAUGAGGGAACAAGAAAGUCGAGAGAUCUCUGCCAUGCAGAAGAGGCUUAAUAAGACAACUUCAAGAAUAUCUGCCAUAAAUGAGGGAUCAAGGCAUGGCCAUGAAAAAGGGGCAAUCAAGAAACAACCACAGAUAAAAAAGUUAAAGGGAAAGAAGAACCAUUUGGCUUGUGAGACUAAAGAUGCUGAGAAGGAUAUCAAAUAUGCAGCAAACAUUUUACGAGACCAUGAAUUACUGUUGAAAAUUGCAGAUGCCAAACUUAUUGCAAAGGAAGCAUGCUAUCAUCACUCUUGUAGCAAAAAGUAUCUCAAAACUGCCCCAUUGCAAUAA
Molecule: messenger RNA, 741 nt
Organism: Macrobrachium nipponense
Lineage: Eukaryota; Metazoa; Arthropoda; Malacostraca; Decapoda; Palaemonidae
Exons: 5
Coding region: 1-741 (246 amino acids)
Source: RefSeq, a predicted model, not a curated record